ACCGCAGAAUUCUGUAAGCUUCAGUAAAAGUAUCUCCAGGUGAACAUGGUCAAGCUGCUGGACCUCCUGUCCCUCUGUGUCCUGCUGUCCAUCAUCGCCGUGGUGCAGGGAGCCAGGCAGAGUCAGGACAUCAGGUGUGGAGCGUGCAGAGCGUUGGUGGACGAGAUGGAAUGGGCCAUAGCGCAGGUCGACCCUAAGAAAAUGAUCCAAACCGGUUCGUUCCGGAUCAAUCCUGACGGCAGCCAAUCGGUUAAAGACGUUCCGUUUGCUCGUUCAGAAGGUCAUCUCCUGGAGCUGAUGGAGGGAGUGUGUGAGAAGAUGAAGGAUUACGGCGAAACCUUGGAUCCUGUCACCAACCGGAAGAAGUAUGUCAGGUUCAUGGCACGUGAAGGCACGUCUGAGGACGUCUCGAACGUCUCCUACGACUCCAGAGUCGUGUCCAGCUUGAAGUUCGCUUGUGAAACCAUCGUGGAGCAGAACGAAGACGAGAUCAUCGAAUUCUUCUCUCACGAGACGGACAACGUUAAAGACAGACUCUGCAGCAAGAGAACCGAUCUGUGUGACCAUGCGCUGAAGAUGCCUCACGACGAACUUUAACAUCAUCAUCAUCUUCAUCCUCCUCAUUCAUCACGUCACAUGCAGUGGGAUUAGAUUCGAACUUUUAGCACGGAUUAAAAACGGAGACGUGUCUGA
Molecule: messenger RNA, 693 nt
Organism: Hemibagrus wyckioides
Lineage: Eukaryota; Metazoa; Chordata; Actinopteri; Siluriformes; Bagridae
Gene: cnpy2
Product: canopy FGF signaling regulator 2
Exons: 6
Coding region: 46-597 (183 amino acids)
Cellular component (GO): endoplasmic reticulum
Source: RefSeq, a predicted model, not a curated record